This is a messenger RNA of Trypanosoma rangeli, 1197 nucleotides long. RefSeq lists its product as uncharacterized. The coding region runs from base 1 to 1197 and encodes 398 amino acids. NCBI's taxonomy places the organism in Eukaryota, Euglenozoa, Kinetoplastea, Trypanosomatida, Trypanosomatidae. The transcript has a single exon. The record is from RefSeq and is a predicted model, not a curated record.
AUGUGCUAUUGCAACUUGAGUGAUAAAAGGGAAGGAUUUCCUUCAAGCCCCAACACCCACCACCAGGUGCACCUCGGGGUGCCGCUGCGAUUUGUUUCUAUGCGUCGGCGGGCAAACAAACUAUUGUGCGAGGAGAGGAGGGGGGCGAGGGGCACAUCCGUCGGGGCCGAAGAGACGUCAUCGUCGUCCAUUGGUGAGAAAAGAUUGGCUGCGCCCAUCACUGAGGUGGCAUUGGAAGAAACUCGGCGUCACGGUGGCUCUGCCGGCGUCCUCGACCCUCUCCUCUUUUUUUUGCUGAGGCUCCAACGGUUGCAGCUGUCUUUAGUUCACGCAUUGGAGUCACUGGGUGUGCGGAGCGAUCAGUUAGGGCCCUACGGUUGCGCAUGCGCUGAUGGCGAAGCUGCCGAUAUACCGGGGACUACCGUGGGGGAUGACAAUUUGCCGUUGAACACUCUAAACCCACUGGAUCGUUAUAUAAUUGCACACAAACACAGAGAUGCCUGUGCUCUGAAGACCGGGGAUGAGUUGUGCAGUCUUACGCAAGAGACUCAGGCAACUUCCCUUGACGCUAUUCUUCGAUGGGUUGAUGCCAGAUCUCCCUGCGAUGCCACUCAGGAUGUGGCCUUCUCGCGCAGUACUUUGAUUGCUUCUCUUACUGCCACGAUGGAUGCUCCGCUUGCUGCAACUUCCAGUCCUACUGCGAAUAAUAAUAACGUAGCUGUACAGCCACCUAACAGAAAACGGAAGCGCUCUUUAGAGAAGCUUGAGGUUAAUAACAUCGGAUUUCGCAAUCAUUGGCGGCACUACGUUACCCAGCUUAGAACGGCAUACAAGUUGGAGCUUGCAGUAGUCAAAAAAGCAUGUGCCGUAGAUAUUGGCAAGGGACUUUCUUCUUGUGCAAAGUGGGGAAAAAUCGACAGGGGCCAAGCUGCAGCCCUCACAACUCCUGCUGCAGUCUGUCUUGAAAGGAACUACGAGGAGCUGACCCUGGCUAAAGACGCCUUGGCGGACUGUCAAAGGGACGUCACGGAGCUCUUCUCUUCAAUAGAGAGUGCCAUAGAUGAGUAUGCGGAGCAGACACGGAAAGUUGCCGAGUACGAGGAUUAUUUUUGGUCCAAUGUAAGACUUGCCAAAUGUGAGUGCAAGGCCUUGCUGGAACUAAGCCGUCGCAUAAGGUCUCUUGCUGGGUCAUCAUAG